This is a messenger RNA of Lethenteron reissneri (Far Eastern brook lamprey), 1107 nucleotides long. Its product is annotated as bromodomain-containing protein DDB_G0280777-like. NCBI's taxonomy places the organism in Eukaryota, Metazoa, Chordata, Hyperoartia, Petromyzontiformes, Petromyzontidae. The record is from RefSeq and is a predicted model, not a curated record.
AUGGAUCGAUCCGACGCCAUCACCGAGAACCAAAUCGCAAUGGAGGGAGACGCCAUCAGCUCCCAGCGAGUCGCGAAGUUGCCACCACCACCUCCUCCACCACCUCCUCCACCUCCACCACCACCUCCACCACCUCCUCCACCUCAAUUGCCUCGCGACAUCAACGACCCUCCCACAGCAGCAGCGGCAGCGGAAUCAGCAACAACGACGUCAAUUCCCGCCACUGAGGCCUACACCGCCAUGCAGCCUGCGGCCUCUGCCCAAGCCGCGUCGCAUUCUGCGGGGGAGAUUCAGGCGAGGGUCGGUGGCGGCGAGGAGGAGGAGGAGGAAGAUGAUGAAGCGAUGGAGCUGCUGACCGUCAUGACCGUCGAUCUAAUCACCGGCUACGUAGCUCACCUGACGCAACAGCCGGAGCAGCGGCGGCAGCUCCACAAGCAGCAGGAGCAGCAGCAGCCUGUGCAUCAGCGACUGCUGCAGCAGCAGCAGCGGCAGCUUCAGGAGGUGCAGGAGCAGCUCCCGGAGUUGCAGCGACAUCUCGAGCUGGCGCAGCAGCAGCAGCGGCAGCGGGCGGAGACGCUCUGGCAGCAGCAGCUCCAGCACAUGCAGCAGGUGCAGCAGCAGCUCCAGCAGGUGCAGCGGCAACAGGAGCUUGUGCAGCAGGUGCAGGAGCAGCUCCAGAAGGUGCAGCGGCAACAGGAGCUUGUGCAACAGCUGCAGCAGCAACAGAAGCUUGUGCAGCAGCUGCAGCAGCAGGAGCUUGUGCAGCAGCAGGAGCCGCUGCAGCAGCAGGAGCUUGUGCAGCAGCAGCAGCUGCAGCAGCAGGAGCAGCUGCAGAAGCUGCUGCAGCUGCUACAGGAGCCUCCCAGCGGCUGGUGCGGCUUGCGUGCGGAGCGGCUGCAGGAGGCGUUCGACACCCGAGGGGACGUGUUGCUGGCGGAGUUCGAAGCCUCCAUCCCGGACUUUGUGAGCGGCGCGGAGCGGCUGGGCGAAAGUCUCGGGGCCUGCGGGCGGCUGGGAGACUCGGAGAAGACGCGGCCCCUGACGGACCUGGUGGCCGCUGUGCUGCUGGUCGAACGCAGAAGCUGGCUCAUGGAGCACGGAGGCUGG